Messenger RNA from Ambispora gerdemannii, 592 nucleotides. The record is from the annotation of a GenBank genome assembly. Lineage: Eukaryota; Fungi; Glomeromycota; Glomeromycetes; Archaeosporales; Ambisporaceae.
AUGUCAAACUUUACUUAUGACUACAUCAUUAAGUCGUGUCUACUUUUACAAUUUACGGAUAAACGUUUUCAGCCAGCACAUGAUUUGACGAUUGGUGUGGAAUUUGGUGCACGGUUUGUCAAUGUUGAAGGAAAGCAGAUUAAACUUCAAAUCUGGGACACGGCGGGUCAAGAGUCCUUCAGAAGUAUAACGAGAAGCUAUUACCGUGGAGCAGCUGGCGCAUUGCUAGUUUAUGAUAUCACUCGACGCGACACGUUUGAUCAUCUUUUAACUUGGCUAGAAGAUGCACGCCAACACUCAAACUCUAACACAACAAUAAUGUUAAUUGGUAAUAAAAGUGAUCUCGAUUCAAAACGCGCUGUAUCACAUGAGGAAGGUGAAGCAUUCGCCAAACAGCAUGGAUUAUUCUUCAUGGAAACUUCAGCGAAAACUGCAGCAAAUGUCGAAGAAGCAUUUGUUUCGACUGCUAAGGAUAUUUACGAUAAGAUUAAGCAGGGCAUCUUUGAUGUGUCUAAUGAGGCCAAUGGUAUCAAAGUAGGAAUGCAUUUACAACCUGGUGGAAAUAUUAUACCUCAUAAUACUAAUGGGAAUG